AUGAAGUCAGCAAGAAUUCAGAAAAUUUUUACAUUUCUGGUACAAUGUCAUGAUAAUUCCAUAUCACUAAUACUUACUGAAUGUGUAAUUUCUCUUGCAUAUACUUGUCACAUAUGGCUUACAGGCCUAAAUUUGGUGAAUACUGAAAUGUUAUUCCUGUCGAUUCAAAAUAUUGAUGAGAGCUGUUGCACAUCAUUUCAAGAAACUAUUCAUCAAGGAAUGGUCCAUGAUAAGCUAAAGAUUGAAGAGAAAUCAAGACAGUUCACCACGUAUGGUGCUAGUUCAGAAGGAAUAGCUGUGGAAGAAGAUAGCUCAAUUGGUACUCAGUUAAAUUAUUAUUCAAGGGAAAAGGAGUCACCGAUAUACAUUUGUAAGUCGUGUGGUGAGGUUUUUUCCAGUUAUGAUAGAUUGAACAAACAUUUGAAAAUAAGUGAGGCUGAUCAAGUUUUAUACGCUGGCAAUAGUGUAGUGUUUGAUUGUGAUGAUCACUGUGAAAACGACAUCUUCUUCGAAAGUGAUAAAGAAGUUUCCAUCAUGGGACAAUUUGAGGAGAAGCAGUUUCAUCCAAAGAGACUUGGAAACCUUCGAAAAUUGGAGACGCACCCCAUAGAUGUAAUGUUUGUAGCAAAUCUUUUGCUCAGUUACGUAACCUCAAGCUACAAACCGUCAUACACACUUGUGAGCGACCACACAAAUGAUGUUUGUGACAAAUCAUUUACGCAGUUGGGUGCUCUCAAGGACCAUUUAUUAAACCACAUCGGAAAGAGACCCCACAAAUGUAAAGGUGGUCUCAAGAGCCAGGCGGUAACACACACUACUGAGCGACCACAUAAAUGCGAUAUUUGUGGGAAAUCCUUCGGUCGGUUGGGUUGCCUCAAGAAACAUGCAUUAACACACACUAGAAAAAGAGCGCAUAAAUGUCAGAUAUGUGAGAAAUCCUUUACUCGAUUGAGUAUAUUGAACAGCCAUAUACUAUUACAUGCUGGCAAGAGACCACAUAAAUGUGAUUUUUGUGCAAAUGUUUUACCUGGUUUGGUACUCUAA
Messenger RNA from Schistocerca cancellata (South American locust), 1044 nucleotides. RefSeq names its product zinc finger protein 99-like. Gene Ontology annotation, molecular function: RNA polymerase II cis-regulatory region sequence-specific DNA binding; DNA-binding transcription factor activity. The transcript has 6 exons. The record is from RefSeq and is a predicted model, not a curated record. Gene Ontology annotation, biological process: regulation of transcription by RNA polymerase II. Lineage: Eukaryota; Metazoa; Arthropoda; Insecta; Orthoptera; Acrididae. Bases 1 to 1044 code for a protein of 347 amino acids.